Drosophila elegans is the source of this 1546-nucleotide messenger RNA. Its product is annotated as acyl-coenzyme A thioesterase 9, mitochondrial. Lineage: Eukaryota; Metazoa; Arthropoda; Insecta; Diptera; Drosophilidae. The transcript is spliced from 4 exons. Gene Ontology annotation, biological process: acyl-CoA metabolic process. The coding region runs from base 94 to 1440 and encodes 448 amino acids. Gene Ontology annotation, molecular function: fatty acyl-CoA hydrolase activity. Gene Ontology annotation, cellular component: mitochondrion. The record is from RefSeq and is a predicted model, not a curated record.
GGACCAGCUGAUAUUAGUUGGGGUCAAAUCGCAGACAGGUUGCACACAAAACGUUAAAGUUGAAAGAAAAGUUUAAAAUUAAAUAAAACCAAGAUGCUGCGUUCUUUGUUGGGUGCCCAAAAGUGCUGGAACCCAAUCCGCAGCAAUAAUCUUAUGACGGUGGUCAACAAACAGGUGCCAUCUUCCUUUGCAAUGUGCAAACGACACUUCUCACCGCCCACACACAUUAAACAAUCAGCGGUGCCCAAUGAAUCCGGAACUAUGGCAGAAAUUAAGCAGGAGAUGAUGAAACGACUGGGCCUGGAACCGGGCUACAAUCCCCUGCCCAAAUCCAGGGAGCAGCUGCUCAAGUACCAACCCAAGCUGGAGGAUCUGGCGCCAAGAGCCAUGCAGGAUUCCUUUACCUCGGCCAUCAUUCCCUUAAGCACAGAUCGUACCUUGCAGGACAAAUAUGUGACGUUUUUGGGCAACGUGCGAUUGGGCAGGCUGCUGGAGGACAUGGACAUGUUUGCAGCUUGGUGCUGCCACAAGCAUUUGAAACUACCCAAUCUGCCGGAGGGAGUUCACCUUCCCUACACCUUUGUCACCAUUCUUGUGGACCGCAUCGAUUUCACGAACGUUCUGGCCUCGGGCACCCAGGACAUCCGUCUGUCCGGUCACGUCUCCUGGGUGGGCACCAGUUCCAUUGAGGUGGUGGUGUGGCUGGAGCAGAUGGUGGCCGGAAGGUACCAGAAGCUCACCCGGGCUUUGUUUCUUAUGGCGGCCAGGAAUGCCACCAACACGGGAGCAGCUCCUGUGAAUCCCAUACAACCAGCCAAUGAGGAGGAGCAGUUAAUCCUGGCCGGCGGCGCAGAUAGGAAGAAACAGCGCCAGAUUCUCUGCGCACAGUCCGUUUUUAAAGUGGAACCCAAUGACCCCGAGCAGACGCUCAUGUACGAACUGUACAAGAGGACCACGCCGCGCAACACUUUGGAGUUGAACAAGCGCAUCCUGCCGCCCAACUGCCGCUGGAUGGAGGACUCCUUCCAGAUGAGCACGAUCCCCUCGUUUCCGGAGCACAGGAACCACCACAACCGAGUCUUCGGGGGCUUCCUCAUGCGCAGCGCCCUGGAGAUUAGCUGGGCAGCAGCCUUCCUCUACUGCAAGACGCGGCCAAAACUGGAGCACAUCUCGGACAUCAGUUUCGAGAAGCCCGUGAGCGUGGACAGCUUCAUCAAGAUGACCGCCUAUGUUGUGUAUACCAAGCUGAACUACGUGCAGAUCAUGACCGUGGCCGAUGUACUGGAUACGCACACGGGCAGCCAGGUUACCACCAACACGUUCUACUACACCUUUUCGGCUCCGGACACGGUCACUGAGAUCCUGCCACGCUCCUACCACGAAACCAUGUGGUACAUCCAAGGACGUCGGAAGUUCGAGGCCAGCAUGGGCUUGAAAUAGAUGCUGGAAUAAUAUUCCUAUGAUAUUAUGCGAGGCUACCCUACGAGAUGAAUGAUAUUACCCGUUCUGUGUUUAUAAACAGCAAUAAAUGUAUAUUGUCUAAUUA